Patiria miniata (bat star) is the source of this 2621-nucleotide messenger RNA. Its product is annotated as serine/threonine-protein kinase Chk1-like. The transcript is spliced from 11 exons. The coding region runs from base 82 to 1326 and encodes 414 amino acids. Lineage: Eukaryota; Metazoa; Echinodermata; Asteroidea; Valvatida; Asterinidae. Gene Ontology annotation, biological process: intracellular signal transduction; protein phosphorylation. Gene Ontology annotation, cellular component: nucleus. The record is from RefSeq and is a predicted model, not a curated record. Gene Ontology annotation, molecular function: ATP binding; protein serine/threonine kinase activity.
GCCGCGGGAUUUAUGUAUUUCGUCAAUCACAACAUGAAUCAUGUCGACGAUGAGUUGAUAUUUUUACAUAAUUAGUCCAAGAUGGUGACCCCAUUUGUGGAAGGCUGGGACUUUGUGCAGACACUGGGGGAGGGGGCAUACGGAGAGGUGAAGCUUGCGGUCAAUCGUAGCACACAGGAGGCUGUAGCUGUCAAGAUACUCAGUCUGGACAAAGCCAAAGGGGCCAUAGAGAAUGUCCGCAAAGAGGUCUGCGUUCACAGGAUGAUGAACGACGAUCACAUUGUUCGCUUCUACGGCCAACGCAAAGAAGGCAACAUUCAGUAUCUCUUCCUGGAGUACAUGAGCGGGGGAGAGCUCUUUGAUAGAAUUGAGCCUGAUAUUGGUAUGCCAGGCAAGCAGGCCCAUCGGUACUUUGUUCAACUAAUGGCCGGCGUUGAGUAUUUACACAAGAAGGGUGUGACCCAUCGAGAUCUGAAGCCAGAAAACUUACUUCUAGAUGAUAACGAUAACCUAAAGAUCUCAGAUUUUGGUCUAGCCACCGUCUUCCGGCACCAGGGCAAAGAGCGUCUGAUGGCCAAGUGUUGCGGGACGCCUCCCUACGUCGCUCCAGAGGUCAUGAAGAAGGAGGAGUUUCCUGCCGAGCCGGCCGACGUCUGGUCCUGUGGGAUCAUUCUUGUGGCCAUGCUGGGCGGAGUUGGUGGUUUCUUCCUAGCUUGGCCUCACAGACCCCCAUCCAGUUCACCAACAAGUUCCGGUUCAUUCAAGCGUGUCUGCUCAGGCAAUGACCUUUCACCCACGUCAUCUAUCAGAAGAGAGAACUCUGCCACGUUCUCCAGCUCCCAGCCCAUACCACACGCCGUCCAUGACACGCCUGCACCAGAAACCACCAAAGAAUCCGUGGAGAAGUUAAUCCUCGGCGUCAGCUUCUCACAGCCGGUCCACAUUGACUCCUUGCUGCUGAGUAGUCAGAUACAGUCAACGCCCGGUAGCUCACAGACACCUAUGCAGAGACUAGUUAAGCGCAUGACCAGGGUUUUCACCAAACUUAGCCCCGACGAAACCAUCAAGAAACUCACCGCCGUACUAGAGAAGAUGGGCUACAGCUGGAAAACGACAACAGCAAGACAGGUCACAAUCACAUCUCUGGAUCGACGAAAGAACCCGCUGAUCUUCAAAACUCACCUGCACGAGAUGGACGACAAAGUACUUGUAGACUUCAGACUAUCAAAGGGUGAUGGUAUCGAGUUCAAGCGACACUUCCUCAAGAUAAAAGGAAAGCUGGCGCACAUCACCACCAAAGUACCCCUGCUCUCCCCUUUUGUCUGAAUGGUCUGACCCAGCUGGGUCAGAGGUCACAACACUCAGCAUUUCCCAAUUGAGGGCAGCAGUAUUAAUACCAACUCUUCCAUUAAUUAUGCAGGUAGUUUUGUAUCUCUAUUUUUGUCAGGGUUUUAUGCGAUCAUGAAUUCCUACAAUCAGCUUGUUCCACAAUCCACAGUGCCUGAAAAAAAAUCUCGCAAUCUUUAGAACUUCAGGAAUUGUGGCGUUUUACUCACGAUCAGGUGGUGAUUCAUUGUUAACGACGUCAACUUGUCGUCAAAUUUGGCAGGCAUGUUGUUUGAGAAACUUGAGUUAUUUCAAUUCAAACUUGGCACAGUUACACUGCAUGCGAAUCGCAUGGGUGCCACUGCCAAUUUACACGUGUCCAGAGAUAACCAAUUUUUUUUUUGGACAAUGCCUUCGGUUGCUUGACUGCCAAUUUGUGUGUUUGCUAAGUUUAGCAUGAUGAUAAAUCUCCAGAUACCUUUCAAUCUGCAUUUUUUCCCCGUCGUUUUCCUGAUUCAAGAUGAAUAAACCAACCAUUCUAUCAAAUUGAAUUUUCCAUGAUAGUCAACACACAAGCUUUGACAAGUUAGGAGGAGAGAAUUGACCAGAAAAUGUUGAUCAACUUACUUUCGUUUCAAUAAAUGAAUCAGAAGCAACAUUUAUAAUUAUGAUCCUGUAUUUUAAGGUUUACACUUAACACAAGAGAGUGUUUUCCCCCAUAUUUUAUCAAGGUAUAAUGUAUUAUAUAAACUGAUGCUUUGAAUGCACUGCAUACCUUACAAAAGCGUCAUAGAAAACAGCAGUUACAAGUGUUGAGCCGGAUAUAUACUAUUAUUGAAGGCAAGUUGUCAAAAGUCCAUCACAAGCCAAUCAAUGUCAAUGUUGCCUAUUUUUUUUAAUAUGAAAUGUACGUUUUUGAGGUUUUGGUUCCACUUCUUUUGACUCACUAGUAGAUCUGACUUGUGAGGACCUGCUGACGUCAACUCUACUGCUAUUUCAUGUUCCUUCGGUUGUGUAACCUGUUCUCUAAAUAUCUAGCAGCCAAAUAAUGAGUUCCUUGCUAAUGUUCAGCUUAUCUGGAACCGGAAACAGUUAAUUAUAUUCUCGUCUUCUUCACUGUGCCCAACAAAAAUGAUUUGAUUUUCAUGUGUACAAUUUCUUUAAUCUUUUGUACCGAUCAUCACGUUUGCUAACGUUUUGCAUUUCAAGAUAUAUUUUUGUAAUCUUAAAAGAAGCUGUUCGAAAAAAAAACACAUUGUUACAAAGUUAAUUAAAGAUCCACUGGAAAAAAAAUA